Fonsecaea nubica is the source of this 2001-nucleotide messenger RNA. RefSeq lists its product as hypothetical. The transcript has 8 exons. The record is from RefSeq and is a predicted model, not a curated record. NCBI's taxonomy places the organism in Eukaryota, Fungi, Ascomycota, Eurotiomycetes, Chaetothyriales, Herpotrichiellaceae. Gene Ontology annotation, biological process: mRNA processing; nuclear-transcribed mRNA poly(A) tail shortening; protein phosphorylation. The coding region runs from base 1 to 2001 and encodes 666 amino acids. Gene Ontology annotation, cellular component: PAN complex; P-body. Gene Ontology annotation, molecular function: metal ion binding; poly(A) binding; protein kinase activity.
AUGGCCACAGUGAUCAAAAAUAAUGCGGAAGAUACAAAACAGGCAGCUUCGUCCCCUAGACUCAAAGGCCGGGAAAAUGCGAAAGACACUCUAUGUCGCAAUGUUACGAUAUACGGGAAGUGCCGCUACGAGGACAAAGGAUGUGCCUUCAACCACACCGUAGAGAAGCCUGCCUCUGAUGGAGGACAAAGUGAUAGUCAGUCGAAAAAGACGCUCAACGUCGACUCGCCGAGUUUCACACCCUCUUUCUUGUCUCCCAAUGGCACCGCAGCUGCAGCCACUGCUAUCAAGAAGCCAACGACUGGCAUAUCUCCAAAGGCAGCAAGUGCUGCCCCGUUCAUGCCCAAGGCCAUCAUCUCCCGUGAGCAGAUGUCCAGCGUCUCGGACUCAGACGACGCCGGUGGCUUACAACUUAUGCCAGGAUCGUCGAACGCUACUCCUCUUCGACAAGAUGCCAAAACCCCGGACUGGGCGCUGCCUGACGUCCAAGAAUUUGUGCCCCGACGAACUCAAGAACCGUCUCUAACCACUGAAAGCGAGAUUCCUGUCUCUCAUGCUUUUGAGACGUUUCAAACGAGCCAUACCCCGAACCCAUAUCUCGAUCACAGUAUAAAUGGAACGGCUUUCUAUCAAAACACCCCCGGUUUUCAGCAGCCGGUACAAUACCACCAGUAUGCGCCUAUUGGCCACUAUAACGCGGUCCUCACUCCCUACCAGCGCACAGUGCAUGACCUUUUCAUCCCCAACGAUCUCCGAGAGGAAAUUCAGAAGAAGUCUGCGGCAGCCCUCCAGAUAUUACCCAAUUCGCAGCUACCAAGUCACAUUGAGAGUUAUCACUCUCUUGUCCCUCUUGAUACAGCCCACAAAAGUUCAACCAUAUUUGGAGGUUAUACAUCUUGGGUGUAUAAAGCCCAAUCCAGCGCCAAUGGGCACUUUUUUGCCCUCCGCAGAAUUGAAGGCUUCCGCUUAACAAACGAGCACGCAAUCCGCGCCGGACAAGCUUGGAAAAAUAUAAUCAGCGCUAACAUUGUCCGGAUUGUCGACGUCUUUACAAACCGCGGCUUCGGCGACUCAUCCCUCUUUAUCGCCACGGAAUAUCAUCCUCUGUCCAAAACCCUUUUGGAACACCAUCACCUUGGACAUUCAUACAAUCCUCGUCCCGCUCGUUCUAACAAAGACCAAGCCACGGAGCCUGCCUUGUGGUCUUACGUCGUGCAAAUAGCUUCUGCUCUGAAAACCAUCCACAACUCUGGCUUAGCCGCUCGAAUCCUCGACCCCAGCAAAAUCCUUGUAACAGGAAAGAAUCGCAUCCGUCUGAACGGCUGCGGCAUUCUGGAUGUGGUGCAGUAUGACGCCAAUACCCACACACCUCUCGCUCAGGUCCAACGACAGGAUCUCGUCAAUUUUGCCCUGGUUGUCCUUGCCGUUGGCUCAGGAUCCCUGGAUGUGGGUCAGAAUUUUGCUCGCAGCAUGGACACUUUCAAACGGUGUUACAAGCCCGAACUUCAAAACGCCGUGGUGUGGUUAUACUCUGCAAUGCAGAACUCGGAGAAAACCAUAGAUGGAUUCGUCACUCUUAUCGCAAACCAGAUGAUCACCGCUUUCAAUGCGGCCCUUCACAGCGAUGAUGCUCUAUAUUCUGAAUUGUCGCGCGAGGUGGAGAAUGCGCGCCUGGUGCGCCUUAUGGCCAAAAUCAACUUCAUCACUGAACGCCCUGAAUACAAUCAUGACCAGUCGUGGAGCGAGAAUGGGGAACGCUAUUUCCUCAAGUUGUUCCGUGACUACGUCUUUCACCAGGUUGAUGCACAAAACCGACCCGUCGUGGAUCUCGGCCAUGUCCUGAUGUGUCUCAACAAAUUAGACGCGGGUACGGAGGAGAAGAUCAUGCUCGUGAGCCGGGACGAACAGAGCGUGUUUGUGGUGAGCUACCGCGAGCUAAAAAAGGGGGUAGAAAGUGCAUUUCAGGAAUUAGUUGGGAAGAGAGGAGGACCUUUGAGGUAG